Molecule: messenger RNA, 3226 nt
Organism: Drosophila innubila
Lineage: Eukaryota; Metazoa; Arthropoda; Insecta; Diptera; Drosophilidae
Gene: ast
Product: protein asteroid
Exons: 3
Coding region: 64-2622 (852 amino acids)
Source: RefSeq, a predicted model, not a curated record
CAGCACUGUUAACACGCGCUUUUAAAAAACGAAAACAAAGUUUUUAAGGACAAAUCAAAACAAAUGGGUGUUCGUGGCUUAACCAGCUACAUAGCGCAGCGCGCCGAGGUCUAUUUGAAACCCUUUGAGCUCCACAACACAGCGCUAGUCAUCGAUGGCGACAAUUUGGCGUGUAAUUUGUACAAAGACGUGACCGGCACUUAUUCCGCUUUCGGCGGCGAUUACGAUGAUUUCUAUCGCGCCGUUCUUCAGUUUUUCCAGGUGCUCGCCGAGUGCAAUAUUCGUCCCUAUGUGCUCAUGGAUGGUGGCUACGAGGAACGUAAAUUGCGCACUGUUAGCAAGCGAUUGCGUGGCAAGAUUUCCGUGAUUAAAAAGAUAAAUCCCUGUGCCUCCAUCACCCUCUUCCCACUGCACCUCAAGGAGGUGUUCAUAGACGCCGUCAAGGAUUGCGGGGUCCCCCUCAUGCGUUGCGUCUUCGAGGCGGACGAUGAACUCGCCGCUUUGGCCCGUAAACUCAACUGUCCCGUACUAUCGUAUGAUUCGGAUUUCUAUAUACACAAUGUCAAGUAUAUCCCGCUGAUCACACUGACCGUCAAGGUGCUCACCAAGCAGAGGAAGCAGUCGGGAUCACAAUCACACAAUCGCAGAUUGAGGCAACACGAGGCGAAGCAUGUAGAGAAACGCACCAAGUCCCACAAAAUCAUGUCGGGCAUUAAAACUGCCUUCUCGGAGUCACCGGCAAAGGCGGGAAAGACGUACAAGUAUCUGGAUUGUUGCAUCUAUCGUGUAGAGCAUCUGUGUGGGCGUGGCGCCCUUGGCCCCGAGAAGCUGCCUCUCUUUGCCGCUCUCCUGGGCAACGAUUACAUAGCGCGCUCUGCCUUUCGCAACUUCUUUGCCGCUGGCUUGGGAAAAGCUGGACGCAGUCGAAAAUUGAAGCAACAACAGCGACGGAUUCGAGUGAUUCUUCAAUGGCUGCGGGAGCAGACGGCGGAGUCCGCAUUGAACAAAGUGCUCUCCCGGUUGAAGAAGUCCCAGAGAGAUUCUCUGGUGGCUCAGGUGCAGGCGGCCAUUUCGGGCUACUCCAAUGAACUCUGUCACUCCUAUGAUUUCUUUGACAAGCACUACGAAGCAGCUUUUCCCUGCAUCGAAGCCUACAGCGAGCCGGAAGAGGAGGAGGAGGAUGUUAAUGAAGCUGAAGUCAACGCCUUGAGAAACUCUGAUGAGGAAGAGGAGGAGCAGCAAGAGGAUACUGACAAGGAUGAAAAGCAACUGGAGCAAAGCAGCAACGAAGAUGAUGGAGAAGGAGAUGAAGAUGUAGCUCAUCCUGAAACCGAAAUUGAGGAUAAAACUCUGCUCUUUCCCCAAUGGUUUCUGGACAAACUCUAUCCAGGGAGUAUCCCACGUUAUUUUGUGGAUCUGUUGCACCUCAGAAAGUACAUCAACAACCCACAGAUUGAACAUUUUGGCCACCACGAUGCAAAUGCGCUGGCAUUGCCCAUACUGAACUAUAGCUUCGCCUUGUUGCAUCAUGUGGCAGGCGAGGAAACACAACCAGAUCUGGAUGAGGAGGGUCAUCCUCUGCCCAUUGAAUACACAUAUCUAACCCGAGCCCUGCGUGUGACAAAUGUUCGUUAUUUUCGUAUGCCAAUUGAGCAAAAGCCUGCCUUUGAAUUUGUGCCCUCAUCACCGGAUGCGAGGCAUCUUCGUGUGAUUUUUGAGGAGCAACUGCCACACGCAAAUGUUCCUCAACUGUUUGAGCAUUUGGAAUUGUUGCCGGAGGAUUUACAGCUCUACUUUCUGGCCAUUGUCUACUGGCUGCACAAAUCGGAGCAUUGUGAUCUGUUGCAUCUGCAUGCGCUUCUCUUGUGUCUCGUCGUGCUGCGCACUGUGGAUGUGACCAUUCCCGCCGAGCGGGAAGUCAAGGAAUUUGCCCGUAGAUUCGGCAAGAUUUUGAAACAAGAGCGUGCAGUGCGGGAUAAGGAGGCGGCGGAGGGAGUUAGGCGUGGAAUAAAGCCCACGUUGCUGGAGUUGCCCGUACCAGAGCGUAUGCCACAUGUGCCCAAAUCCGAUUGCUAUCUGGUGCAGGAGAAUUUGUUGCCGCACUUUCACAUGCAGGAGAUCUUCAAGAAGAAAUACGAUUUGUACUCCACGACAGUGAUUCAUUCGUUUGCCGAGUUUCAGUCGGUUGUCUACCAACUGAAUGGACUCAAUGCAUUGCUCAAUCAGCCGAGGAGCAGUCCUCGAAUGAAUCAACUCUUCUGUGGCGCCUUCAUCUAUAAUCUCUACGAUUUAUUGCGAAAUCGCAUCGAUGUUCGUUAUCAUGUCGAGCAUUUUUUGCUGGCAGACUCCCGUCUCAUGUUUGAUUUUUAUUGUUAUCUGUACGAUUGGUGUGCGCCCUUUGUGCCCCACUGGAAGCAGCAGUCGGAAACGGAGCAGGCAGCGGCCAAAGUCGUGGAAAAGAAGCGUCUGAAGAAACAACGACAGGCGGCAAGAAAGGCGGCCGCUGCUGCUGCUGACGAUGAAACAACUGCAGAUCCCAAUGCAGAGCAGUUGCAGAAGAGUGAGGACGAGGAAGAUGCAUUUUUCGAUUUAAACAACAAAUUCUGUGGUUUAAAAGUUUAACAAUUAAAUACGUUUUGCAAUUAUGAAAUUUUAAACUAAGGCGCCAUUUUUGAGCAGAAGCAAAGUUUAACAACACUGGCUGCUUACAAGCCGUAAAUAUCGUUUGCAGUAAUCGAUAACAGAAGUAGAGGCAAUAAACAAACAAUCGUUUACAUCACUUGUACUUGAAUGACACUUGAUUUUCUUACAUGUGUAUUGAACAAACAAUACUUGUAGUGGGUGGCAUACAAAUUAAUUAAACACUACUUUUGUUAUGACUAAUAAUGUGAAUUAAUUAGUGUAUAUUUUCUAAAUAUGUGCAGUACAUAUUUACGAAACAGCUGUGCAAGGCGCAUAUUUUGAUGGUGUCAUUCCAUCAUAACGCCAACACAGCGACCGCGCAGCUGACGUCGCUGCAAACUCAGAUUUUGUUAUCGUUAUAAUCAGUUCACAAAAAAGAAAAACAGAUUUUACGAACUAAACGAAACUAUUUUGCGAUUAGUUUAGUAAUUAAUUAGCAACAAAAUCACUGCCAGCAACAAAUGCAACUAAUGUGAGCUAAAAGACGCGACCGCAACCCUGGGAACGACAAUAGCCAAAACAAAGGUGACGAGGGCAACAACAA